GACAGCUGGAGGCCCCGCCCCGCGGCAUGACCGGAAGUGCGCGGGGCCCCCAAGAUGGCGCCCGAAACCCGGAAGUGAGCGGCGGCAGCUGCGAGGCUCGGAGAAACUGAGGCGCCGCGGGCUCCGCGCCCGGCCGGACCCGGGCCCGAGAUCAUGAUGCUGCCGCCACCGCCGCCACCACGGAGCGAGAAGCCCAGAUAGACACCCCGGCGGCCCCGGGUCCCGGAGCCCCACCGCCUGCUGCCCGGCCGAGGACCCCACCCCGCCUGCCGCCCGAUGCUUGCAGUGGGGCCCGCCAUGGACAGGGAUUACCCGCAGCAUGAACCCCCGCCGGCGGGCAGCCUCCUGUACAGCCCGCCGCCCCUGCAGAGCGCCAUGCUGCACUGCCCCUACUGGAACACCUUCUCGCUGCCGCCAUACCCCGCCUUCUCCAGCGACAGCCGCCCGUUCAUGAGCUCCGCCUCCUUCCUCGGCAGCCAGCCCUGCCCAGACACCAGCUAUGCCCCCGUGGCCACCGCCUCCAGCUUGCCACCAAAGACCUGCGACUUUGCUCAGGACUCCUCCUAUUUUGAGGACUUCUCCAACAUCUCCAUCUUCUCCUCGUCCGUGGACUCCCUGUCGGACAUCGUGGACACGCCCGACUUCCUGCCGGCUGACAGCCUCAACCAGGUGUCCACCAUCUGGGACGAUAACCCUGCCCCCUCCACCCAUGAUAAGCUGUUCCAGCUCAGCAGGCCGUUUGCAGGCUUCGAGGACUUUCUGCCCUCCCACAGCACCCCGCUUCUCGUCAGCUACCAGGAGCAGAGUGUGCAGAGCCAGCCAGAGGAGGAGGACGAGGCUGAGGAGGAGGAGGCGGAGGAGCUAGGGCACACAGAGACCUACGCCGACUACGUGCCGUCCAAGUCUAAGAUCGGGAAGCAGCACCCAGACCGCGUGGUGGAGACCAGCACACUGUCCAGCGUCCCACCCCCAGACAUCACCUACACCCUGGCCCUGCCCUCGGACAGAGGGGCCUUGUCUGCCCUGCAGCUAGAGGCCAUCACCUACGCCUGCCAGCAACACGAGGUCCUGCUCCCCAGCGGGCAGCGCGCGGGCUUUCUCAUCGGCGACGGGGCCGGCGUGGGCAAAGGCCGGACGGUGGCCGGAGUCAUCCUGGAGAACCACCUGCGCGGCCGGAAGAAAGCAUUGUGGUUCAGCGUCUCCAACGACCUCAAGUACGACGCGGAGCGCGACCUGCGGGACAUCGAAGCCACGGGCAUCGCGGUGCACGCGCUCAGCAAGAUCAAGUACGGUGACACCACUACCUCAGAGGGCGUCCUCUUCGCCACCUACUCCGCCCUGAUUGGGGAGAGCCAGGCCGGUGGCCAGCACCGCACUCGCCUCCGGCAGAUCCUGGACUGGUGUGGGGAGGCCUUUGAGGGCGUCAUCGUGUUCGACGAGUGUCACAAAGCCAAGAAUGCCGGCUCCACCAAGAUGGGCAAGGCCGUGCUAGACCUGCAGAACAAGCUGCCCCUGGCCCGCGUGGUCUACGCCAGUGCCACAGGUGCCUCUGAGCCUCGGAACAUGAUCUACAUGAGCCGCUUGGGUAUCUGGGGCGAGGGCACACCCUUCCGGAACUUUGAGGAGUUCCUGCACGCCAUCGAGAAGAGGGGCGUUGGCGCCAUGGAGAUCGUGGCCAUGGACAUGAAGGUCAGCGGCAUGUACAUCGCACGCCAGCUCAGCUUCUCCGGCGUCACCUUCCGCAUCGAGGAGAUCCCGCUGGCCCCAGCCUUCGAGUGUGUCUACAACCGCGCGGCCCUGCUGUGGGCCGAGGCCCUGAACGUGUUCCAGCAGGCGGCCGACUGGAUCGGCCUGGAGUCGCGCAAGUCCCUGUGGGGCCAGUUCUGGUCGGCACAUCAGCGCUUCUUCAAGUAUCUGUGCAUCGCCGCCAAGGUGCGCCGGCUGGUGGAGCUGGCCCGAGAGGAGCUGGCGCGAGACAAGUGCGUGGUCAUCGGGCUGCAGUCCACGGGCGAGGCGCGCACGAGGGAGGUGCUGGGGGAGAACGACGGGCACCUCAACUGCUUCGUCUCGGCCGCUGAAGGCGUGUUCCUGUCGCUAAUUCAGAAGCACUUUCCGUCCACCAAGAGAAAGCGGGACAGAGGAGCGGGCAGCAAGCGGAAACGGCGACCUCGGGGACGUGGGGCCAAAGCCCCCCGGCUGGCGUGCGAGACAGCGGGCGUCAUCCGCAUCAGUGACGACAGCAGCACGGAGUCGGACCCCGGCCUGGACAGCGACUUCAACUCCUCCCCCGAGUCCCUGGUGGAUGACGACGUUGUCAUCGUUGAUGCAGUCGGGCUCCCCAGUGACGACCGGGGACCCCUGUGCCUCCCGCAGAGAGACCCCCAUGGCCCCGGGGUCCUGGAGCGGGUGGAGCGGCUGAAGCAGGAUCUGCUGGACAAAGUGCGGCGGCUGGGCCGGGAACUGCCAGUCAACACCCUGGACGAGCUCAUCGACCAGCUGGGCGGCCCCCAGCGGGUGGCGGAGAUGACCGGCAGGAAAGGCCGCGUGGUGUCCAGGCCCGACGGGACGGUGGCCUUCGAGUCGCGGGCAGAGCAGGGUCUGUCCAUCGACCACGUGAACCUCAGGGAGAAGCAGCGCUUCAUGAGCGGCGAGAAGCUCGUGGCCAUCAUCUCGGAGGCCUCCAGCUCGGGUGUCUCCCUCCAAGCCGACCGCCGCGUCCAGAACCAGCGGCGCCGCGUGCACAUGACCUUGGAGCUGCCGUGGAGCGCCGACCGCGCCAUCCAGCAGUUCGGCCGCACCCACCGGUCCAACCAGGUCUCCGCGCCAGAGUAUGUCUUCCUCAUCUCGGAGCUGGCCGGGGAGCGCCGGUUCGCCUCCAUCGUGGCCAAGCGCCUGGAGAGUCUGGGGGCCCUGACCCACGGAGACCGCCGCGCCACGGAGUCCCGUGACCUCAGCAAGUACAACUUUGAGAACAAGUAUGGCACCCGGGCCCUGCACUGUGUCCUCACCACCAUCCUGAGCCAGACUGAGAACAAAGUGCCUGUGCCCCAGGGAUACCCUGGAGGGGUCCCCACCUUCUUCCGGGACAUGAAGCAGGGCCUGCUGUCUGUGGGCAUUGGCGGCCGGGAGUCCCGGAAUGGCUGCCUGGACGUGGAGAAGGACUGUUCCAUCACCAAGUUCCUGAACCGCAUCCUGGGGCUGGAGGUGCACAAGCAGAACGCCCUGUUCCAGUACUUCUCAGACACCUUCGACCACCUCAUCGAGAUGGACAAGCGGGAGGGCAAAUACGACAUGGGCAUCCUGGACCUUGCUCCCGGUAUCGAGGAGAUCUACGAGGAGAGCCAGCAGGUGUUCCUGGCUCCCGGGCACCCGCAGGACGGGCAGGUGGUCUUCUACAAGAUCAGCGUGGACCGCGGCCUGAAGUGGGAGGACGCCUUUGCCAAGUCGCUGGAGCUGACGGGCCCCUAUGACGGCUUCUACCUCUCCUACAAGGUCCGCGGUAACAAGCCCAGCUGCCUGCUGGCGGAGCAGAACCGCGGCCAGUUCUUCACGGUGUACAAGCCCAACAUCGGCCGGCAGAGCCAGCUGGAGGCCCUGGACAGCCUCCGCCGCAAGUUCCACCGGGUCACCGCGGAGGAGGCCAAGGAGCCCUGGGAGAGUGGCUACGCUUUGUCGCUGACGCACUGCAGCCACAGCGCCUGGAACCGGCACUGCCGGCUGGCGCAGGAGGGUAAGGACUGCCUGCAGGGGCUGCGGCUGCGGCACCACUACAUGCUGUGCGGCGCGCUGCUGCGCGUGUGGGGCCGCAUCGCCGCCGUCAUGGCCGACGUCAGCAGCAGCAGCUACCUGCAGAUCGUGCGGCUGAAGACCAAGGACAGGAAGAAGCAAGUGGGCAUCAAGAUCCCCGAGGGCUGCGUGCGCCGGGUGCUGCAGGAGCUGCGGCUGAUGGAUGCAGACGUGAAGCGCAGGCAGGCGCGCGCCCUGGGCUGCCCCGCCCCGCGCCCGCUGGCGCUGCCUUGCGGCCCCGGAGAGGUGCUGGACCUCACCUACAGCCCCCCGGCCGAGGCCUUCCCGCCGCCCCCGCACUUCUCUUUCCCGGCGCCGCUGUCCCUGGACGCCGGCCCCGGCGUCGUGCCGCUGAGCACCCCCGACGCCCAGGCCGACCCUGCGGCCCUCGCGCACCAGGGCUGCGACAUCAACUUCAAGGAGGUGCUGGAGGACAUGCUGCGCUCGCUGCACGCGGGGCCGCCCUCCGAGGGCGCGCUGGGGGAGGGCGCGGGGGCGGGGGGCGCGGCGGGCGGUGGUCCCGAGCGGCAGAGCGUGAUCCAGUUCAGCCCACCCUUCCCCGGCGCCCAGGCUCCUCUCUGACACGCCUUUAGGCGAAACAUGCCCCAAGACACAGUGACCGUUUCUCCCCUAGGAGCAGCGGUGGGGGGCAGGGCCAAGGUCCCCUGACCACUGCUCAGAGGAGCCCCAGGCCCUGGCCGCAGUGCCUUCAGCGCCCGACCCGGGCCCCCACCUGGACAGCCCUGGCGGGGCCCACUCAGGACAGCUGGGGGCCGGGGCGUGGCAGGGCCCUCUCUGUGCCUCUCCUCCCAAGUAGGAAGGGGCUCCGGGUGGCUGCUCUGGGACUGGGCACCCGCAAGGGCUCAGUGGGCCCAAACCCUUGAAAUCCGUGAAACUGGGUGGUCCCAAGAGCUAGAAACUCAGGAAACCCCAGGUGCUCAGGGCCCCGCGUCUCGGGGGCUCUGUGGGGCAGACCCCUGCUAAUAUAUGCAAUUCUCCCUCCCCUAGCCCUGCCCUGACCCCUAAGUUAUUGCCCGCUCACCUCUCCCAGGCCCCAGGCCGCGGAGCUGGCAGGGUGGCGCCUGCGGUUUCUAUGUAUUUAUAGCAAGUUCUGAUGUACAUAUGUAAAGGACUUUUUUAAAUAUAUGUGCCUUUUGCCUACUU
Pan troglodytes (chimpanzee) is the source of this 4950-nucleotide messenger RNA. It is a transcript of the gene SBNO2, whose product is annotated as strawberry notch homolog 2. The transcript has 32 exons. Gene Ontology annotation, cellular component: nucleus. Gene Ontology annotation, molecular function: histone binding; chromatin DNA binding. Gene Ontology annotation, biological process: osteoclast differentiation; regulation of inflammatory response; negative regulation of DNA-templated transcription. Lineage: Eukaryota; Metazoa; Chordata; Mammalia; Primates; Hominidae. Bases 277 to 4368 code for a protein of 1363 amino acids. The record is from RefSeq and is a predicted model, not a curated record.